CCCGCCCACACAGUAUUCUAAAAGCCUGCACCUGGAAGCUUGUUCAGUAGUGGCUCAGUAGUGGGUGAUUCAGAUGUAUCUUGGGUCAAAGUAACAGAUGCUGUGGACUCAAUUAUUCUCACUUAUCUGGAUACAGAAUGAAUACCAUAACCAUCAGCUUGUUCGCCACUCUGUGUGUGGGAAUCCUCAGUGCGUCCCCCCCUGAGACUCUGGUCCGGAAGAAGAGACACUGGAUCAUAGAUUCGUUUCAGAUCACAGAGGAGUAUCCUGGUCCUUUCCCUUAUUUGCUGGGCAAAAUCGAGUUUGAAAAAAAGCAGGUUGAGAAAAAGCAGGAUGAGAAAAAGCAGUUUGCAGUUUUUUUCAAUCUACAAGGCAAGGGAGUAACAGAGGAGCCAAAAGGAACCUUGACCAUCGACACACAUGGUGAAAUUUGGGUUCAUAAGAAGAUAGACUACGAGAAGCAUAAACAACUGAAUCUCAUAUUUGAGGCCUAUGUCCUAGAAAACAACAAUGUUGUGACCACCAGACUAGGGGUGGAGGUGGAGGUGAUGGACAUCAAUGACAAUACUCCUAGAUUUGAAAAGGAAACUUAUACUGUCAACCUGAAGGAGUCCGCAUCACAGAAUACAUUUCUAACUGGGGUUCUAGCAUCAGAUAAGGAUAAAUACAUGACCAACAAUGGCACACUUGACCUCAGGAUUGUUUCUGUCAGCCCAUUGCCAAUUGACCUGGAGUUCUACAUCGAGCAGAGUGGCCCAGGGAACCAUCGAGUUGGAAUAAUCCAGUUUAAAGGAUGUCUUGACCAUGAGAAAGCAGAAAAAUACACCAUCCUGGUGGAGGCCAAGGACCGCGGAGAGAAGGUUCAGCUCUCCAGCAUCUCCACCGUCAUUAUAAACAUAGAGGAUGGAAACAACCACCUGCCUGUCUUCACAGGACAAACAGGCUCAGGAAGAGUGAAGGAGGGGGAUGAGAAAGUACCAGUUUUACGAAUGCAAGUUUCAGACCAGGACACUCCAGGUACAGAUGCAUGGAGGGCGGUGUACACCAUCCAUGUAGACAAAGGCAACCACUUCAGAAUCACCACUGACCCACAGAGCAAUGAAGGAGUCCUGUUUGUUGAUAGGGCCCUGGACUAUGAGAAGGGAUCUCUGAGGAACCUCUCUGUCAGUGUGACAAACAUGGUGCCCUACCACACUUGUCAGGUCAAAGGUCGUCCUGACAAAGGUUUAUGGGAUGUGGUUACCACUGGAGAUGUCCCAGCCAUCCGCCAGGUGGUGGUGACCGUGGAGGAUGUAAAUGAGCCUCCUUUCUUCACUCCUGAUGUCAAAAACAUUACGGUGGAUGAGAACAUGCCGGUAGGAUUGAGUCUGGAGGUGUUCACAGCCAAAGACCUGGACCACAACUACGACAACACCUUGCUGUACAUGAAGGGAGAGGACCUAAAUGAGUGGGUCAAAGUGGAUUCAAAGUCUGGAACCAUAACCACAGCCAAGAUAUUAGACAGAGAGGCCCCCAACAUCAUCAAUGGUCACUACAAAGUGACUCUCUACGCUGUUGACUCAGGUAAGCCACCCAUGACUGGAACUGGAACCCUCAACAUCCACCUAAAUGACCAGAAUGAUAAUACGCCUUUUCUGGAGAGGACGAGCAUGGACAUGUGUCUGUCAGACCAGGCCUCUGUUACCAACAUCACUGCCUUGGAUCUGGAUGGAGACCCCUACAGUGGGCCCUUCCACUUCCAGCUUGAGGGGGAUGUCAAGGACAAGUGGAAGCUUGAACCCAACAAUGGCUACACGGGACAGCAAGCUGUGCACAACCUGUCAGUCACUGUGUGUGAGUGCUCCCAAAUACAACACUGUGACCUCCGCAGUGCCACACAGCUGGGAGGUGGGACAGCCAUCGGGAUACUCUUGGCCCUCCUGCUGCUGGUAGGCGUCCUGCUGCUUGCCCUCAUGCUGUCCUGUGAGGGUGAGAUGAGGCCCAUCCUAGAAGAAAGCUCAGGCAACAUAAUGAAAUCAUACAUUGAAACACCAGGAAGUGACUGUGUGGUACCCCUCCUUCCUCUGCAAAUCCCUGCAAUAACAGCAGUGACUCAAGACAAUUAUGAAAAACGUACGGCAGCGGGAGCUGAGCUGGGGUCUCAGAGCUCAAAUCUGCUUAGGGAUUCAGUGUACCAACCAGGUCUAGGAAGACAACAAGGCUCCUUCCACUGGGUACAGUCAACUACAUUGAACCAAAGUAUGAGUAUAAGAAGUAAAUAUUGGUCUGAGGAUUCUUAUCUGGACAAAUAUGAUGCUCUGCUCCCUGUACUCCACAAGAAGACGUACAGACUCCAGAUGCAAGGGAAUGAGCUGGGUGACUACUCCCCCCACCCCUAUGCAGAAGAGGGGGACCCAGAGACCAGCUCCCAGCUGGAUGCCAUCUCCAUCCCUGAGAGCCCCUUUAACACAGACAUGCUGCUACACCUAGGGCCCAGGUUCAACACCCUGGCCUCUCUUUGCACGACUAAGCUCAACUCAUCCUGAACUGCCCUCUCCUUGCUCUCUGCUCUCUCUCUUUGGAUGCAUCUUAGCCGUGUUGUACGCUAGAAACUGUAGGCUAUUGGAUGUUAUUGAGCUUUAUGUUCAACAUAAACAUUAAUCAGUAAAACUGAUGACUGUUAACCCUGUGAAGCCUGACAUAUCAACUAAUAUCCCGAAAAUGCUGUUGUUUUGUUAUUAUAGUGUUUAUUGGACCUUUAGUCAAAACAUUUUUUUUUAUGCUGGAUAAAAUGGAUAGAGAUCAAGUGACUACUGAGUGAGUGACUACUAAGGUGGUCUUAUUGUUCUGUGGCAUUUGGCAGGUGACCGAUACCACAAACCAAAGAUGUAUGUACAGGAAUUGGCAUAUAAGUAACUUGUUAAAAAGUUGUUGUUGAUUAUGUAGUGUUUUCUUAAGGCAGCUUUUUUGUCUUAAAAAGCCGUAUAAAAUGUCAAUAACGUCUUACACAUUGUACGACCAGAGAUAGUGCUUAGCGGCAAGCUCUUAUCACUUUUUUUUUUUUCUCGAGGCAUCGACAGGUUAUUCUCUCCCUGUAAAUACCCAUGCUAGAAAGAGUUUUGGCUUGCUAAUGUUGUUGCUAAUGUUGCUAAUGCUCUGACAUUCUGGUUCCGCUUGUAGGGUGACCAGACGUCCUCUUUACCCGGACAUGUCCUCUUUUCGAGACCUAAAAAAUGCGUCCGGUAGGGAUUCCAAAAACUUCGGUGAUUUUAUGUCGUCGGAUGUUUGUGUUUCUCUGGGACUUUCACAAACCAAUUAUUACACAGACAUCCCAGAGAAUGUCUAAUAAAGAGAACUCCCACUUCCGGGAAACUUCCGGGUUCUGAACUGGUUGCAGUUCCACUC
This is a messenger RNA of Hypomesus transpacificus, 3384 nucleotides long. Its product is annotated as cadherin-like protein 26. Gene Ontology annotation, biological process: cell morphogenesis; calcium-dependent cell-cell adhesion; multicellular organism development. The record is from RefSeq and is a predicted model, not a curated record. The transcript is spliced from 16 exons. Lineage: Eukaryota; Metazoa; Chordata; Actinopteri; Osmeriformes; Osmeridae. Bases 138 to 2525 code for a protein of 795 amino acids. Gene Ontology annotation, molecular function: calcium ion binding; cadherin binding. Gene Ontology annotation, cellular component: catenin complex; plasma membrane; adherens junction.